GCAAAAAGAGCACGUCGUCAUAAUCGGAACUAUUUUUUACAUCGAGUAACAACGGCAGCGAAAAUCCGUGAAAUUCAUUUUAAUAUUUACAAUGCCUAAAGUCAAACGAAGUAGAAAGCCGCCUCCAGACGGAUGGGAACUGAUUGAACCUACUUUAGACGAAUUGGAGGCCAAAAUGAGAGAAGCUGAAACAGACCCCCAUGAAGGCAAGCGUAAAGUGGAAGCUCUGUGGCCAAUCUUCCGUCUUCACCAUCAGCGUUCCAGAUACAUCUAUGACCUUUUUUACAGAAGAAAAGCCAUAAGCAGAGAACUUUAUGAGUAUUGUCUCAAAGAGAAUAUUGCGGACAAGAAUCUGAUUGCUAAGUGGAAGAAGCAGGGCUAUGAGAACCUCUGCUGUCUGCGCUGCAUCCAGGCCCGGGACACAAACUUCGGCACCAACUGCAUCUGCAGAGUACCCAAGAGCAAGUUAGAAGCGGGUAAGAUAGUGGAGUGUAUCCAUUGUGGCUGCAGAGGGUGUUCUGGCUAGAUGUCUGACACCCACAUGUGAUACUGAGUAAAGGGCGUGUUGACUUCAUGUACAUUUGCAGUCUUGACAAAGAUCAUUAUCUGCCGAAGUCUUUCAGCCAAGACAUGUGAAAUAAUAUCUGAUGCAUCAAACAUGUUGCAUGGAACAGAUACAAGUAGACAUUUUUAUUGUUUUAUGUCAGGUGUACAUGUUUGUUAAUAUUUUUAUGCUGUAACAAAAAAUGUGUUAAUAUUUUAACAAGAUUUUGACAAGUGUGACUUAGAUAAUGUUUAUUAUAAUGUAUCCUUUUGUAAAUUUUAUUAUGCCCCCCUUCGAAGAAGAGGGGGUAUAUUGUUUUGCACAUGUCGGUCGGUCGGCCCGUUGGUUGGUUGGUCGGUCCGUCCACCAAAUGGUUUCCAGAUGAUAACUCAAGAUCGCUUACGCCUAGGAUCAUGAAACUUCAUAGGUACAUUGAUGACUUGCAGAUGACCCCUAUUGAUUUUCAGGUCACUAGGUCAAAGGUCAAGGUCACAGUGACUCGAUCCAGUAAAACGGUUUCCGGAUGAUAACUCCAAAACGCAUAAGCAUAGGAUCAUGAAACUUCUUGGUACAUUGAUAACGACUGGCAGAUGGCCCCUAUUGAUUUUCAGGUCACUAGGUCCAAGGUCAAGGUCACGGUGACCCGAAAUAGUAAAAUGGUUUCCGGAUGAUAACUCAAGAAUGCUUACGCCUAGGAUCGUGAAACUUUAUAUGGGGGGGCAUGCAUGUUUUACAAACAGCCCUUGUUUAAUAUUGUUUCUUAUAGAAAGCUGCUGAAGCAAAAGAGCAACAUGAAAACAUUGUUUAAAAUUUUAAUUUAUAGAACUAUAGAAAUUCAAUUCAUUAGAGUAAGGCAAUUUAACAAAACUACAUUUUCAAUUUGUGUUUCUAUUAUAACUUGUUAAUUUGAAAACAUGUUUAUCCUUUCCAUUGUUUUUUACUUUUUUUUGUUGGCCAUGUGUAAUUAUUUGGAACAGUAUAUGUUUAUACUGUUAUUAGUAAAAAAAGCCCUGAUUAUGUUUGACAAUUUACAGUAACAACUAACCAUUUUUACGCCCACCUUCAAAGAAGAGAGGGUAUAUUGUUUUGCUCAUGAUGGUCUGUCUGUAUGCCCGUCCGUCCACCAGAUGGUUCCGGAUGAUAACUCAAGAAAACUAAUGGCUACGAUCAUGAAACUUCAUAGGUAACUUGAUCACGACUCGCAGAUGACCCCUAUUGAUUUUGAGGUCACUAGGUCAAAGGUUAAGGUCAUGAUGAC
Messenger RNA from Dreissena polymorpha, 1802 nucleotides. RefSeq names its product protein BUD31 homolog. NCBI's taxonomy places the organism in Eukaryota, Metazoa, Mollusca, Bivalvia, Myida, Dreissenidae. Bases 92 to 526 code for a protein of 144 amino acids. The record is from RefSeq and is a predicted model, not a curated record. The transcript is spliced from 4 exons. Gene Ontology annotation, biological process: mRNA splicing, via spliceosome. Gene Ontology annotation, cellular component: spliceosomal complex; nucleus.